AUGUCGCGUCUUGCCCGCGCUCUCGCUGCCGGAGCCGCCCUUCUCGCCCUGCUCGCCUCCCUAACCUCAGCCCUCACCAUUCCCGAAGACCUCGUUGACGGCGUCUACGAGAUUGACUGGUUGCGCGGAAGCGAGGGCACAAUCGCCUCGUGGAGCUACUUUGAAAUGCCUCACGACGUGGAGUUCACCGCGGUCAAGUUCAACGGCAAAGUGCCGCUGCCCGUCAAAGACAAGGCCGUCGGCUGCCUCCUCAAGGACCGCCGCCUCGACAGCGUCACGCUGACCGAUUUCACCCGACGCGACGAUCAGGACAAGGCCAUGAAGAUGCUCGAAAACUGGUGCGAGUCGACCGCCUUUAUCCAAAAGUGCGCCAUCGUAUUUGCCCUCUACAACGACAUGCUCUGGUACGUCUGCAACUGGGACACCAGCUACCAGCUCCGGUCCGUGCAGCAGCGCUGCUCCCGGCUCGAGCUCCAAGACGCCCGCAAGCGCAUGGACGCAAAGUGCGGCCGGGACAAGCGCAGCGAGGUGACGAUUGGUGCGUGGACAAAGACGUAUGGCAGGAGUCACCGCUUUGGUGAUAUCUGCGAGGGAAAGGAAACCUGGACUUGA
This is a messenger RNA of Cordyceps militaris CM01, 612 nucleotides long. RefSeq lists its product as uncharacterized. The transcript has a single exon. Lineage: Eukaryota; Fungi; Ascomycota; Sordariomycetes; Hypocreales; Cordycipitaceae. The record is from RefSeq and is a predicted model, not a curated record. Bases 1 to 612 code for a protein of 203 amino acids.